Molecule: messenger RNA, 1371 nt
Organism: Stegastes partitus (bicolor damselfish)
Lineage: Eukaryota; Metazoa; Chordata; Actinopteri; Pomacentridae
Gene: foxf2b
Product: forkhead box F2b
Exons: 2
Biological process (GO): regulation of transcription by RNA polymerase II; animal organ morphogenesis
Cellular component (GO): nucleus
Molecular function (GO): DNA-binding transcription factor activity, RNA polymerase II-specific; RNA polymerase II cis-regulatory region sequence-specific DNA binding
Source: RefSeq, a predicted model, not a curated record
AUGCGUCAAAGGAGCACCGUGCGUAACGGGAGAGUCGUGCGUAACUGGAGACAGAUUUCACUCCAUUUUGCGCGAGGAUUCUGGGGACCACUGGCGGUGUAACGUUCACUUGCAAGGACACUGAUCGCUGGGACCCGACAUAUUCCUCUUCUGAAACACCUCACAGCUCGCCUUUUCUCCCUCCCUCUCUUUUCUCUACGCCAGUUGUACGUCAGUGCUGACAUGACGACCGAGACCCCUCAGCAGCAGCUGGACCCUCCGCCUCCUCUGAGAUCCAGCCCGGCGUCCAGCGUCCUGCAUCCCGCCAUGCUGAGCCCACAAGCCGCCACAGAAAGUUCGUCCACUGCCGGCAAAGGAAAGAAGACGAGCUCUGGUUUAAGGCGGCCGGAGAAGCCCCCGUAUUCCUACAUCGCUCUCAUCGUUAUGGCAAUACAGAGCUCCCCCACCAAACGGCUGACACUCAGUGAGAUCUACCAGUUCCUCCAGGCUCGCUUCCCUUUCUUCAGGGGUUCAUAUCAGGGCUGGAAGAACUCAGUCAGACAUAAUCUUUCACUAAACGAAUGCUUCAUCAAGCUGCCCAAAGGGCUGGGCAGGCCGGGGAAAGGCCACUACUGGACCAUCGAUCCUGGCAGUGAGUUCAUGUUCGAGGAAGGUUCGUUUCGUCGCAGACCCAGAGGUUUUAGAAGAAAAUGUCAAGCUCUGAAGCCCAUGUAUCGGAUGAUGAAUGGCAUAGGCUUCGGCACAUCAAUUCUUCCACAAAGCUUUGACUUCCAGGCUCCGUCCGCCACCCUCGCCUGUCACAGUAACAGCUAUAACUUGGACAUGAUGAGCAAUUCAAUGGCCGGGGGGUACGACGGGCUGAGCGGCGGCCACCAUGUACCUCACAUGUCCCCGAGCCCCGGAUCCACGUACAUGGCAAGCUGUCCUGUGCCUCCGAACGGGGAGUACGGGCCGGACAGCAGCAGCAGUCCGGUACCGUCCUCUCCAGCGAUGGCCAGCGCACUGGACGGCCAUUCUCCGUACGCCAGUACAUCCGCACACUGGGCGUCCUCCGGCGGGUCUCCCUACAUCAAACAGCAGCCUCUCGCCUCCAGCAGCCCAGCAUCCUCUGGUUUACACUCCGGCAUGUCUCCUUACUCCCUGGAGCAGAGUUAUCUUCACCAGAACAGCAGGGACAGCCACUCCACUGACAUAUCAGUGGGGAUUCCACGCUAUCAGAGCCACUCCUCGGUGUGCGACAGGAAAGAUUUUGUGUUGAACUUUAACGGCAUCUCGUCCUUCCACCCCUCGGCCGGUGGAUCCUACUAUCACCACCACCACCACCACCAUCCCCAGAGCGUGUGUCAGGACAUCAAACCGUGCGUGAUGUGA